Molecule: messenger RNA, 1747 nt
Organism: Corticium candelabrum
Lineage: Eukaryota; Metazoa; Porifera; Homoscleromorpha; Homosclerophorida; Plakinidae
Product: transmembrane protein 145-like
Exons: 18
Coding region: 1-1596 (531 amino acids)
Biological process (GO): G protein-coupled receptor signaling pathway; response to pheromone
Source: RefSeq, a predicted model, not a curated record
AUGGUAUGCUUUUUUCCGCAUGUUUUCGUUUCGUUUGCGUUCGCUGUUGCUCUACUGCCUGCGUUUGCAAGCGCAAAGCGUGUCAAGGGCACUCUCAAUAGCGAGGAGGACUGGGAUUUUCUCGCUCGUUUCUGUUAUGUAAGCGAAGGCGGUAGUCUCAAAUACAACGUCACAUAUCGUAUGGAUUUCUGCUGUCAGACUCUCUUGCUGUACUUUGACUCGCCGUAUCAAUGGCCGGCGGCUUAUGAUUCUCAUCUGAACUGCACUGAACGUGUGGCUCUCCUGAAUUUUGGAAGAAACCAGAAAAUCUAUCUCCAUGUCAGUGGACGUCAUUCUGGCUGUUUCAUGGAAAUACAUAAUUUAGAUUAUUACUUACGUUGUGUUGGUACACGCAUGUUUACGUCAGCUCGGGAUCGCUGGUGGUAUGUUGCACUCAGCAGAUGUGGAUCAAGAAAUGGUUUAAGAUUGGAUUACGAUUUGCAUUUUACUAAUCCCGGAAAUUUCUGGAAAGAAGAAUUCUCGGCUGACGAACAAGGCAUCCUGGAAACAGACAUUACGUUCUCUAUCUUCCUCUUCGUCAUCAUGUGUUUUUCAUUUGUCAGCGGACGUAUACUCGCAGAACAAGGAAUGCUACACACAACAUACAAACUCUUUUUGGUAUCAGUCAUACUACAAGAAAUAGGAUUUCUGAGUCUCACUCUACACUACGGCAUUUAUGGUAACGACGGCAUGGGAGUGAAACAAAUCAAAGUGAUCGGUCGUCUGGUGUCUGCUGCCAGUGAGAUUGUGUUCUUGCUUACUUUGCUUCUUCUGGGCAAGGGAUGGACGGUUGUGCGUGGUCGCCUGACGUAUCAGAGUCAAUUUCGGUUGACUCUAAUGAUGUCGAUCUAUACGAUCAUGUAUGCUGGGAUGUUCAUAUGGGAAGCUGUAGCAUUUGAUCCUGCAAAAGUUCUCUACACGUACGACAGUCCAGCUGGCUACGGUUUUGUAGCACUCAGUAUCAUGGCUUUCUGUUGGUUUACAUACAUAGUCAUGACGACCGUGAAACAUUAUCCGGACAAGAAGCUGUUUUACAUUCCUUUCUAUUUCUUUUAUUCGAUGUGGUUCUUGGCUCGACCUGUUCUUGUGCUGAUUUCGAAUCAUCAUAUACAGGAUUAUUCAAGGGAGAAAGUAGUCAACGGUGUCAGUGCCGCCAUCACAUUUUUUGGUUACCUUAUUUUCUUGAUUCUGACAAGACCAACGGCUGCCAACACAAACUUUCCCUUCCACAUACGAACGGCACAGGUUGAUAUUGUUCGAGAUGAUGAUGAUGAUGAUGAGUCUCAUCCUUAUGCUCCAUCUUCGUAUGUUGGAAAAGCCAGUCCUGGUUUUCAAGAGCUUUUUUCGGCCUCCAGAUCUCCUGAGAAUAGAGUUUCAUCAGAUAACAUUGCUACAAGUGGCAGACCAAGGCGUCAAGUGUUUACCAGUACCAGUAGGAACACGGAUCCUAAUUCGUCGGGUCAAUCCCUUUCCAACGAUCGACCCAUUCCCAUGCAGUUGUUUUCAGCAUCCUCUCCAGCCCCACCCCCUGCCUACGAUGAAGUGUCAACAACAUGAUGUGGCUACAUACAAUGUGUAUUAAUAUCAACUUUGUAUGAUAGUAUUGUAAAUAGAAAUUGCAUUUAAAUUGAAUCAGACAUUAUUGGAUUUAUUGAAAUUGUUACGUAGAUUUUAGAAAUGCAAUUUCAAAUUACUGAAAAUUUUCAUA